Cydia pomonella (codling moth) is the source of this 615-nucleotide messenger RNA. RefSeq lists its product as uncharacterized. Lineage: Eukaryota; Metazoa; Arthropoda; Insecta; Lepidoptera; Tortricidae. The record is from RefSeq and is a predicted model, not a curated record. The coding region runs from base 1 to 507 and encodes 168 amino acids. The transcript has 2 exons.
AUGGAUAAUGUCAUCCAGGGAGGAAAAAAGGGACUACGUUGGUAUGAAGAAGUGUACUAUUAUUUAUUCUGUGGUCGAGUAAUAGACAUUCACCUUAAUACCUGUAAAAUUUCCUUCAUAGACUCGGAGCCGUCACAACGCCAAUACUUAAGUGCAUUGGAAAACCUACCCACAUUAUUCAACCACAUCAUCGGCAUGCUGCAAGUGAAACCAGAGGUUCUCGAAAAAAACGACGUCACAACAUUUCUGGAAUCACCAUUGGAUGGCGAUGUUGAUAUAAAUCCACGGGAAACUGAACUUAAUGUCUUUAAGAGAGAGUCUAAAUUUGAAGACGUGAAUGUUAUUAAGGAGAUGCAAGGAUCUGAUUGGACUCUAAAAGCAGAUGAAAAUUUUGAUGCAUUCGUUGGUUCGAUUCCUGGAGGGCUCCAGUUGACGGCAGAAGAAGUAGCGGAGAGGAUGGUACUGACUGAAAGAAAAUUGGAAGAAUAUCAUAAUGACACCCGUUGAAUGUCUAAAGUGAAGUUCAACAGAAAUUUCAGAUAACGUAAACAAAUUCAAGUAUAUAUAUUCUGUUGAUAAAAUUAUGGUGUUCUUUAAAAUACCGAGAUUAGGAAG